Molecule: messenger RNA, 1104 nt
Organism: Dujonia railenensis
Lineage: Eukaryota; Fungi; Ascomycota; Pichiomycetes; Serinales; Debaryomycetaceae
Source: the annotation of a GenBank genome assembly
AUGGGUAUUACCGAAAAGAUUGCCCAAAUUCAGGAAGAAUUGUCCAGAACCCAAAAGAAUAAGGCCACCGAGUAUCACAUUGGGCUCUUAAAGGGUAAGCUAGCAAGAUACAGAAGAGAGUUAUUGGAGCCACAACCUGGCCAAGGAGGUGGUGGAGGACAGGGAUUUGAGGUUUCUAAGGCAGGUGACGCAAGAGUGUCGCUUAUUGGGUUCCCAUCUGUGGGUAAAUCGUCGUUCUUAAACAAGGUUACCAACACCAAGAGUGAAGCUGCAAACUAUGAGUUCACGACGUUGACAUCUGUAGGAGGGAUCUUGGAGUACAACGGAGCCGAGGUCCAAAUUGUAGAUUUGCCAGGGAUCAUUAAGGCAGCUUCCCAGGGUAAGGGUAGAGGUAGACAGGUCAUUGCGGUGUCGAAGACAUCGGACCUUAUCAUGAUGGUUCUCGAUGCCACCAAAUCCGAGGACCAGCGCCAGAUCUUGGAGCACGAGUUGGAGUCCAUGGGGAUCAGAUUGAACAAGGAGAGACCCAACAUAAGCAUCAAAAUCAAGAAAACCGGUGGUGUCAAGAUGAAUUCCAUGACCCCUCCUAAGUACUUGGAUGAGAAGAUCGUGGCUGCUUUGUUGAAAGACUGUAAGAUCCACAGCGCCGACGUCAUGGUACGAGACGAAAACGUGACGAUUGAUGAUUUCAUCGAUGUGAUCAACGAACUGACCAUUUCUUACAUCAAAUGUCUUUACGUGUAUAAUAAAAUUGAUGCUGUGAGUUUGGAGGAAUGUGACCGGUUGGCAAGACAGCCUAACACCGUGGUCAUGUCUUGUGAGUUGGACUUGGGUAUCGAGGAUCUCAAGGAGGAGAUCUGGAGACAAUUGGGGUUGGUCAGACUCUACACCAAGAGAAGGGGGAUACUACCAAAGUUUGAUGAACCUAUGGUGGUUAGAGCCAACUCUACUAUCACACAGGUAUGUGAUGCUAUUCACAGAGACAUGAAGCACCACUUCAAGUAUGCGAGUGUAUGGGGCUCUAGUGCUAAGCACUCCCCCCAGAAAUGUGGUUUGAACCACCCGGUGAACGAUGAGGAUGUAGUGCAGAUUGUGACAAAAUAG